Cornus florida is the source of this 1868-nucleotide messenger RNA. Its product is annotated as BTB/POZ and MATH domain-containing protein 1-like. Gene Ontology annotation, biological process: protein ubiquitination. The record is from RefSeq and is a predicted model, not a curated record. The coding region runs from base 381 to 1610 and encodes 409 amino acids. Lineage: Eukaryota; Viridiplantae; Streptophyta; Magnoliopsida; Cornales; Cornaceae. The transcript is spliced from 4 exons. Gene Ontology annotation, molecular function: protein binding.
UUUUAUGUCUCGUCUCUCUCUCUCUCUCUCUCUAAAAAGUCAUUCUAUUUAUAUUUUUAAUUCUUUGUCUCCCUUCGUCGUCGUCUCUCUCUGUCUACACCGAAACCCUAGAAAUUCAUCUUCCAGAAUCUGCAGAAGCUUCGUUAACAGUAACCCUUGAUUUUCAACCGUUUCGUUUCUCAGAUAAAGCAUCGCUCAAAGCCCUAAUUCGAAGUCCAAACCAGUCCAAUUCGUUUCAAUUUCGCUUAUGAAUCCUAGAUCUGAUCGGAAUUGACAUUUUUUUCAUUCGAUUCAUUCAAUUCCAAGCCCCAUCCAAUUCGAAUACCGAAUUGGUGUGGACAAUUCUGGAAAAUUUAGAGCGUUAGAUUCGUUAAUUGUGUAUGGGCAUGGGAAGGGUUUACAGAGAAACCUCCAAGCCCUCGUCGUCUUCAUCGCCUCCGGCACCACAGGUGACGACUUCGACGUCAGUCAUCGAAACUGUGAAUGGUUCGCAUGAUUUCAAGAUCAAUGGGUACUCGCUUUCGAAGGGGAUGGGGAUUGGGAAGUACAUAGCGUCUGAUACGUUCAUCGUCGGUGGCUACGGUUGGGCUAUUUACUUCUACCCGGACGGGAAGAGCUUGGAGGACAAUUCGACGUACGUGUCCCUCUUCAUCGCCCUCGCAAGUGAGGGUACGGAUGUGAGGGCGCUUUUUGAAUUGACGCUUUUGGACCAGAGCGGGAAGGAGAGGCAUAAGGUGCACAGCCAUUUCGGAAGGGCGUUGGAGAGUGGCCCGUACACUCUCAAAUACCGUGGAAGCAUGUGGGGUUAUAAGCGGUUUUUCAGAAGAACUUCUUUAGAGACCUCAGACUACCUGAAAGAUGACUGCCUUUCAGUUCAUUGCAGUGUCGGUGUUGUUAGGUCACGCACAGAGGGUCCUAAGGUAUACCAUAUACCAGUACCACCAUCUGACAUUGGUCAACAUUUUGGGCAGCUACUGGAAAAUGGAAAGGGCAUUGAUGUAAAAUUUGAAGUGAAUGGAGAAACCUUUGCUGCUCACAAGUUAGUGCUUGCAGCUCGUUCACCUGUGUUCAAGGCUCAACUUUUUGGUCCAAUGAAGGAUCAGAACACCCAGUGUAUAAAAAUUGAAGACAUGGAGGCACCAGUUUUUAAGGCUUUACUUCAUGUUAUAUAUUGGGAUACGCUGCCUGACAUGGAAGAGCUUACUGGUUUGAACUCGAAAUGGGCUUCUACAUGGAUGUCUCAGCAUCUGCUGGCAGCUGCAGAUCGGUAUGGUUUAGAGAGGCUCAGGCUGCUCUGUGAGGCUAUUCUCUGUGACGAUGUUGCCAUAAACACUGUGGCAACUACAUUAGCCCUUGCAGAGCAGCACCACUGUCUCCAGUUGAAAUCUGUGUGUCUUAAAUUUGUUGCAAUGCCUGAAAAUCUCAGAGCUGUGAUGCAGACGGAUGGUUUCGAGUACUUGAAGGUAAGUUGCCCUUCUGUCUUGACUGAACUCUUGGAGUACGUGGCUAGGAUCAGCGAGCACUCUGUCAUCAUCAGCAGGCAUGGGAAUGAAGCUCUUCUUGAUGGCAGUGAUGUUAAUGGAAGGCGGGUGAAGCAAAGGCUGUUGUGAAACUGCUUUCUUUGUAUUCUCUUUGUAACACUCAAAAAAAAGAAAAAUGUAGCAGUAGAAAGCCUGUCUAGGAAUUUUCUAAUUUGUCAGAGAUGUAAAUUUAGUGGUUUUCUGUCUCCUUCGUUGUGUUGUAAUGUGAAACCCUCUUCUAGUACGCGCACUCCAUUCUUUUUCCUUUUUGUUGUUCUCUUCUUUGUAAACUGAUUUGUGUGUAUGGCUGCUCUAAUUUGAGGCAUAAGAUGCAUUUUUUAUCUGCAA